AUGGCCGGGGCACCCGUCAGCACUCCGCUCGUGGGCGGCAAGGCAGCAAUCAUUCUCUUCGUCGCGACCCUCGUCGGUUUCGUGCUCGAAUCGCAAUUGAGCCAGUAUGUUCAGACCACCCUGACCUACCGGCAUCCUUUCUUCCUCUUCUACAUAGUCCACUCUGCGUUCGCUUUAAUACUCCCAUUGCAUGUAGCAUUUUUGCUGGGAUCAAAUCAAGGAUACACCAUACAAGAUAUCACACAGAAUCUGGCUAGUGCGCUCAGUCGACAUAUGCUGCCCAGUAAGGCUCCUACCCGUCGACCGCCUACUGUCCCUGUCGCCAGAUUUGGCAUUUUUGUCUUUGUGCUUACGAUGGCGGUUACGACACCGGGCAUACUGUGGUUCGCCGCCGUAUCUAUGGCACCAUUGAGCGAUGUCACUGCCAUAUGGAAUGCGAACGCUUUCUUUGCAUACGUGUUCAGCGUGAAGAUAUUUAAACUGAAAUGGGAGAGCCGGAAACUCGCCGCCGUCGUACUGGCUACCCUGGGUGUGCUCGCUGUGGUAUAUGGUGGCUCAGUCAUCGAGACACCAGGUGAAGAGGCAGCUGGUAGCGAAGCCCAAUUCUCGCUGAAAUACAAGCCGUCCGCACCUCUGGUUGGCGAUCUGCUCACCCUGUGCGCGAGCGUCGGAUAUGGCCUUUACCAACCAUUAUACAAGAAACACGCUACCCUCCCUUCUGACCCGGAUGAAGUCAUACCACCAGCCGUGCAUUACUCCGCAUUGCCAGACGCAGAUACGGACGGCGAUGAGCAACCGGCUAGACCGAUCGAGGACGCCACCGAUCCAUUGCCGUUCGGCCUGUAUGCCAACCUGCUUACCUGUGCCAUUGGCUUAUGCACGUUCCUGGUGCUUUGGAUCCCGCUCCCGUUUUUGCAUUGGACGGGCAUCGAAGAGUUUGCUCUGCCAGCAAAUAUGCUCACCGUCUUCUCGAUCGCUGGUAUCGCGGUGAGCGGUAUGGUGUUUAAUGCGGGCUUCAUGAUUUUGUUAGGCGUUUGGGGACCCAUAGUAGUAUCCGUGGGAUACCUCUUGGUUAUCGUGCUUGUUUUCCUGUCGGACAUGGUAUUCGGGGAUGCGUGGCAGACUGUGACGCUCUGGAGCAUAUCUGGAGCUGCUGCUAUUGUCGUUGCGUUUGGUGUCCUCGCCGUAGACAUGCUAAAGUCAACUUAG
Molecule: messenger RNA, 1209 nt
Organism: Punctularia strigosozonata HHB-11173 SS5
Lineage: Eukaryota; Fungi; Basidiomycota; Agaricomycetes; Corticiales; Punctulariaceae
Exons: 8
Coding region: 1-1209 (402 amino acids)
Source: RefSeq, a predicted model, not a curated record